AUGAAGAGAAAGAACGCUGAAGGUAAAGGAUCGAACGAGAAGGAUACCAAGCAAAUUUCACUUGAAGAAGAUAAAAUUAAGGGUUUGUUUAAUUCAAAAAUCUGGGACAAAUCCUUCCAAGAUGGCUUAAAAAAGGAAAUUGAAGACGCCCAACCAUACAACUGGGGUACCAUCCAUGAGUUAGUCAACGAUGACCUUCUACGUGCGGUCCGUAAAGAGAUCGAAACUGAGAUUCAUUUCACUAAGAAGGAAACUGACAUUUAUAGAGUCAACCAGAGUGGUGACUUGGCUAACUUGUCCGGUUUGGACUGGAACGACUUGUCACGUUUGCCAAAUUUGUUUAAGCUACGUCAAAUCUUAUACUCCAAGCAAUAUAGAGAUUUUUUCGGUUACGUUACCAAAGCUGGUAAGUUAUCUGGUUCUAAGACCGACAUGAGUGUUAACACUUACACAAAGGGUUGUCACCUGUUAACCCACGACGAUGUCAUUGGUUCUAGAAGAAUCAGUUUCAUUUUGUAUUUACCAGAUCCUGAUAGAAAAUGGAAAUCCCACUAUGGAGGUGGCUUAAGACUUUUCCCCAGUAUUUUACCAAACGUUCCUCAUUCUGAUCCAUCUGCCAAGCUAGUCCCACAAUUCAACCAAAUUGCUUUCUUCAAGGUCUUGCCAGGUUUCUCCUUCCACGAUGUCGAAGAAGUCAGAGUCGACAAGCACAGAUUGUCUAUCCAAGGUUGGUACCAUAUUCCACAAGUCGGUGAAGAAGGGCACAUCCCGGGUGAAGAAGAAGCAUGGGUACGUAAUAACACCUCCACUUUGGCACAAAUCGAAUCCAAUGUCUUGGAAGAUUUUGAGUUUCCAAAGGAUGAAAGAGAUAUCUUGCCAUUCCAUGAAGUUAAGCAUUUUGAAAAAAUGUUGAAGAGCGAUGCUGCAAACGAAAACAAUACUCCUAAGGAAGCUAUGACCAGUAUAAUUUCUGAUUCUCUCCAGUUAUCUGAAACUGAAUUCACCUAUCUAUCCCAGUAUAUUUCUCCUGAACACUUGAACCCAGAAGGCAUUGAAAAACUACAAAAGAAGUUUGUUGAGAAUUCUUCUUUACAAAUCGAGGCUUUUCUGAACGAUAGCAAAUCUGAAUUAUUGAAGAAAGUUAUCAAACAAAAGGAAUUGGAGCAAGAAUGCCCUUACCAUUCAAAGGACGUGAAGACGCCGUGGAAGACGGCUAUUCCUCCACACAAAGCCCGUUAUCUGUACAUUGAUGGUAAGGARUACCGUAAUUUCCAAACAGAAGCAGACAUUUUUAAGGCGUUAAACAACGAUGAUUUGGCAAACUUCCAAUUCACCAAGGAUACCAUCAAGGUAAUUGCCGAUGCUUCUGGUAACAGUAAGGAAAGCAACUUUGAUGCUGAGCUAGCGUUGAUUGACUUGGCCAUCUUCCACAAGAGCACCAUUUUCAAGAAGUAUUUAGCCUUGCUGACUUCUUUGUGCCCAGUCAGUGAACAAGUCCUCAUCAGAAGAUUCAGACCUGGUAUGGAUUUCACAUUAGCCACCAAGUGCCGUUUCAAUGAACUUUUGAAGGGUAAUCCAGAUAUCUUGGAUGCUGUUUUGGAAGGUACUUUAUGUUUGACCCCUUCUCCUGGUUGGGAAUCAGGAGAACUUGGCGGUUAUGAAUUGUACAUGAUGGAUGAUGAUGAAGAUAAUAAGCAAUACCUAAAGGAGGACGUUGAAGAUGCUUCAGUGUAUCGUGCAGAUGACAGUGGUGACUCUGUUCUGAUUAACGAUCCACCUGCUUGGAACACUUUCAACUUGGUCCUGAGAGAUGAAAGUGUUUUGGAAUUUGUUAAGUACGUUAGCUGGAGUGCCAAAUCUAGUAGAUGGGAUGUCAAAAUGAAAUGGGAUGUCAAAGCCUGUGAUGAAGAUGAAGAAAAUGAAGAAGCCUAA
Molecule: messenger RNA, 1932 nt
Organism: Saccharomyces eubayanus
Lineage: Eukaryota; Fungi; Ascomycota; Saccharomycetes; Saccharomycetales; Saccharomycetaceae
Gene: TPA1
Product: oxidative DNA demethylase
Exons: 1
Coding region: 1-1932 (643 amino acids)
Biological process (GO): regulation of translational termination; peptidyl-proline hydroxylation
Cellular component (GO): cytoplasm
Molecular function (GO): peptidyl-proline dioxygenase activity; L-ascorbic acid binding; iron ion binding
Source: RefSeq, a predicted model, not a curated record